UUUUUCGUCGACAUCCGAGACGAGGUCUAUCGCUCAGAGCAGUUCAAUCGAGGCGCGGACCAGACACCUGUUUGUCGGACAAAACGAACUUUUCACGAAAAGCCACGAGAGAACACGAACGACUAUAUGGCGAUCGAGCCUUCCUUCGGGGGCGAGAAAAGAGCCGAACUGGGUUGCUCAGAGGAGUUGAUGCCUCCCAUAUACAUGAGUUUUCCGCACCAGUCUGCAGCGGGUUCCAAGUGGCGCCAGGAAACUGCGAAUCGUGGUUUGACGGCAAGGGAGAAAGCCGACGCAUGGUCAAUAGUGGGAUCCUCUGCCAGAACGGGCAAUACCCUCCAAGCUGUAGGCGCUGAUCAGCAGUAACAUUA
Molecule: messenger RNA, 368 nt
Organism: Mycena citricolor
Lineage: Eukaryota; Fungi; Basidiomycota; Agaricomycetes; Agaricales; Mycenaceae
Source: the annotation of a GenBank genome assembly